CAUGUCCUUCUGGAUAAACAUCCUGGUUAUUGCAGGUCAGUGAUGUUUGCGAAUGAUUAUACUGCAUUCAGAGCAUGCAUGAAAAAGUCAUGAAAUGACUUUUCAGAGGGACGUCCGUCUCAUAAAACAGUCCCUUCCGCCUCAGCCUCAGCCUUCCACCUUCCCCUCCGCCGGGGCAGAAGCCUCUGAUUCAGCUCAUGUUCGUUUUUCUCCUCCGGGAUGCACGUCCCACACGCCCGAAGAAGCGCUGGGUCAGACAAGGCCCCUUCUCUGCUGCGAACGUGGAGGCUUUUGAAAUUCAGCUGCCUGUUCUUGCUGUGGCUUGUUUGUGGCUUUAUCUCCUGCGCAGCGUUUGCAGCGCGGUUUGAUUGGGGCUCGCCCUCCCUGUGCUCAGCUAACACAAAUAACGCGCCGUCUCUGCUUACUGGAAUAUUUAAUAGCGAGUUGUUGUUCCUGUAACACUUACGGUCCCCGCUUCGUGAUGCAUUUGUCACUGCUCCUGGCAGAAGAGUCAUCCAGCUGAAUCCAAAUUAGUGGCUUCAGCCUGCAGUAAAGUAACAAACAAUAGCACUAACACUGCAGAGGGUCCGUUCUCAUCAAAUUAACUUUUUUUUUUUUGUAAAGCGUAUGAGUCUCAACUAACCUGGAGCAGUUGGUCUACUGUUGUCCCUCUCUUUUGUAGACAAUGGCGUUACACCCGCGCAGGGUUCGCUUGAAGCCGUGGCUGGUAGCCCAGGUAGACAGUGGUAUGUAUCCCGGCCUUAUCUGGCUGAACCGAGAAGCCAAGCGGUUUCAGAUCCCCUGGAAACACGCAACUCGGCACAGCCCGCAGCACGAGGAGGAGAACACCAUCUUCAAGGCUUGGGCUGUGGAAACGGGAAAGUACCAGGAAGGAGUCGAUGAGCCAGACCCUGCAAAGUGGAAAGCCCAGCUCCGAUGUGCUCUUAACAAAAGCCGGGAAUUUAAUUUGAUAUACGAUGGCACCAAGGAGGUGCCCAUGAACCCGAUUAAAAUUUAUGAAGUGUGCGAUAUCCCGCAGUCCCAGGGAUCAAUCAUUAAUCCAGGUUCCACUGGCUCAGCUCCGUGGGAUGAAAAGGAUAACGAUCUUGAUGAGGAAGAAGAGGAAGAGCUGAAUCAAUCUCAGCAUGUCCCUAUUCAAGAGACAUUUCCAUUUCUUAAUAUCAAUGAUUCUCCAAUGGCUCCAGCCAGUGCAGAAAACUGCAGCCCUGAAGCUGUGUGGCCAAAGAAUGAACCUCUAGAUAUGGAAAUGCCCCCAACUGCGCUGCAGCAUGACUUCUUCAGCAGCCCUGAGCUCUGGAUCAGCUCUCUGCCAAUGACAGACCUAGAAAUCAAGUUUGAGUAUCGAGGAAAGGAGACUGGACCGACGACGACGGUAAGCAACCCGCAGGGAUGCAGACUUUUCUACGGAGAGCUGGGUCCUAUGCCCGACCAGGAAGAGCUCUUUGGGCCUAUUAGUUUGGAGCAAGUGAAGUUUCCAGGAACAGAGCAGAUCACCAACGAAAGGCAGAAAGUCUUCACAAGCCGGCUGCUGGAUGUUAUGGACAGGGGACUGAUCCUGGAGGUCAGCGGCCAUGCCAUCUACGCUGUCCGGCUCUGCCAGUGCAAGGUGUAUUGGUCUGGUCCCUGUGCGCCUUCCUCCACCACACCAAAUUUGAUCGAGAGGCAAAAGAAAGUCAAACUCUUCUGUCUGGAAACGUUCCUAAGCGAGCUGAUUGCCCAUCAGAAAGGACAAAUAGAGAAACAGCCACCAUAUGAGAUCUACUUCUGUUUUGGAGAAGAAUGGCCUGAUGGAAAACCCAGGGAGAGGAAGCUGAUUGUGGUUCAGGUCAUUCCAGUUGUGGCCCGGAUGAUCUACGAAAUGUUCUCUGGUGACUUCACCCGCUCCUUUGACAGCGGCAGUGUGCGGCUCCAGAUCUCUACGCCCGACAUCAAGGACAACAUCGUGGCCCACCUGAAGCAGCUGUACCGCCUGCUGCAGAACCACCAGGAGGGGUGGCCGAUGCAGGCCCCCGCCAUGCACAUGGCCCAGCCGCUCCCCGCACAGUGACAGGCCCUUCACUCUGCCCCACGGCUCCUCACGUUGUACAUAGAGUAUUUCUUAAUAAGUGCCUUGCCUAAAUCUGAAUAAAACCUGUAAAUCUGGUCAUCGGAUUCUGUUUCAACAGUGUAUGGUACUUUCGUUUUGGUAGUGUUUAAAGCAGAGGGGAUGGCAGGAAAACCUUUAGCUCCUGUUUUCAGCCAUUUGCUGUAUGAAUCAGGUUCUCAAUUCUGUAAUAUUUUUUUUUUUAAUCCACUACUAUUGAUACAUUGUAUAUAAAGACCUGAUCAUUAGAUGGGAGGGAAAACAAAUAUAUUAAUCUGUGCUCUAUUAAAACCACUU
Calidris pugnax (ruff) is the source of this 2401-nucleotide messenger RNA. RefSeq names its product interferon regulatory factor 6 (gene IRF6). Gene Ontology annotation, molecular function: protein binding; RNA polymerase II cis-regulatory region sequence-specific DNA binding; DNA-binding transcription factor activity, RNA polymerase II-specific. The record is from RefSeq and is a predicted model, not a curated record. NCBI's taxonomy places the organism in Eukaryota, Metazoa, Chordata, Aves, Charadriiformes, Scolopacidae. The transcript is spliced from 7 exons. Bases 686 to 2068 code for a protein of 460 amino acids. Gene Ontology annotation, cellular component: nucleus. Gene Ontology annotation, biological process: regulation of transcription by RNA polymerase II; immune system process.